Molecule: messenger RNA, 342 nt
Organism: Enterobius vermicularis (human pinworm)
Lineage: Eukaryota; Metazoa; Nematoda; Chromadorea; Rhabditida; Oxyuridae
Source: the annotation of a GenBank genome assembly
AUGAGUGCACAACUUGCAAAUGUUGUACGGAAACUUUUUGAAGACUAUCGUAGAACGACGCCAUCAAAGUUAAAAGUCAUCGAUGCCUAUCUUUUUUAUAUUCUUCUCACUGGAGUAAUACAGUUUGUAUAUUGUGUUCUCGUUGGCACUUUUCCAUUCAACUCGUUUUUGUCCGGUUUUAUUUCGACUGUCGGGUGUUUCGUCCUUGCAACGUCUCUGCGGAUCCAGGUUAAUCCCGAAAACAAGGCUCUUUAUCCUAAUAUCAGCCCUGAAAGAGCUUUUGCCGAUUUUAUUUUUGCUCAUGUCAUAUUUCAUCUUGUAAUUGCAAAUUUUUUGGGCUAA